Molecule: messenger RNA, 6174 nt
Organism: Drosophila grimshawi
Lineage: Eukaryota; Metazoa; Arthropoda; Insecta; Diptera; Drosophilidae
Gene: Mrtf
Product: nascent polypeptide-associated complex subunit alpha, muscle-specific form
Exons: 5
Coding region: 174-5750 (1858 amino acids)
Source: RefSeq, a predicted model, not a curated record
UGUGUGUACGUGUGAGUGUUAGUGUUUGUGCCACCAAAUGCUGUGCCAUCAGCUGACAUUGUGCUGGUCGUGAGGAGGACGACGAGCACACGACGAGGAUAUUGAAGUCGUCGUUGUUUCCGUUCGGUUUUGAUCAGUUACGGAAAAUUGGUACCGGAACCGGGACCGGGACCAUGCCGAUCAUUGCCGAUGCCGCCAACGAUGAGCCACCAGCAAAAUGUUGCAAAUAUUGUGAGGAGUCUACGCACAGCGUGGACGGCGGCCCUGCAUCGUGGCGUUUAACGCUCGAUCAGGAUCUAAUUGACACGCUCAAGGGUAACUUUCCCAGUUGGUUUCAAGGCACAUCAGGCGUCGCCGCCGCAGUAGCAGCAACAACAAAUAAACCCCAACAGCAACGGCAACAGAAGUUAGUGGCAACCAGCAUCAUACCCAUAAGCAUAGACACCAAAUCAACCAACAGCAGCAACAAUACACUCCAACAACAACAACAGCAAAAUAAGCAGCAGCAGCAGCAGCAACAACAGCAAACAGUCAUACUGAGCAGCUGUUCAUCAUCAGCAUCGCCCGCCUCAUCCAUAAGCUCGAAUUCUUCAAAGAAAUCCAACAGCAGCUGCAGCAGCAGCAGCGUGAGCAGUGUUAGCAGCUGCAGUAGUACUAGUUCCAGCUCCAGCUCCAAGUCAGUUAGCGCAACAACGGCGCAACGUUUGCUGAACAAGUCCACAUCCACAUCGCCCAAUAAGAGCCUAACGCGCACUCUUAAGGCCACUCAAAAGUCGCACGGGAAUAGCCCAAAGGUUGGCCAACUUGUCAAAUCUGCCUCGCUGCAUAGUUUGAGCAGCGGCAGCGGCAGCAGCGCCAGUGGCAGCAGCGCAAGUGGCAGCAGCGGCGGCUCAUCGCUGCUGGCCACCAUCUCCACAUCGCCGCUGACCACCGUCGAGCUCAUCUCGAGUGCCACUUGCAACGGCCUGCUGGCCACACGGCUCAGCGGUAAGGCCUUGGAGCAUACUUUUCAGGACAUCAUACUGCUGCAAGAGGCAUUCGACACUAUGUCAGAGGGUAAACAGCGUCUGCACGCUACGUUCCUGGGCAGCAGCGAUGAUGGCAACAAUUCCGAUUGCUACGAUGCCAGACAAUCGCCGCCAAAGGCCAUUGUCGACUCCAGUCCGCUGCAGCCGGCCAUGGAUAAGAAUAAAGAAUCGCUCAAAGUGAAACUGAUGGUGCGACGGCCGCACUCCCAACUCGUCGAGCAGGGCAUUAUACCAUCGCUCAAAACCUCGCCCGCCAUCCAUGAACAAUGCAAGCAACUGGAACGCGCCAAGACCAGCGAUUUGCUGAAGGCCAAAAUCCAACAGCGGCCGAAUCGGGAAGAUCUCGAACGAUUGCACAUACUGGAGGAGGAUGAGUGCCACAUUGAUCCGAGCCUGGCGGAGAAGCAGCGCAUGCUGAAGAAGGCUCGCCUGGCGGAUCACCUCAACUCCCAGAUUCAGCAUCGACCAGGGCCGCUGGAGCUAAUCAAGAAGAACAUAUUGCAUACGGAGACGCCCAUCGAGAAGAUAGUCAAAGAGGGCCUGGUGCCGUUCAAGGCAACCAGCGAGGGUCUGUUGACGCGACCACAGCAUCCGCACAGCUAUAUCACCUACGAUGAGGAUUCGCUGAGUUCCGAGAGCGAUACACGCCAAACGCCGCCACGUCUCGAUGAGCUUAUGCCAGCGGCUGUGGCUGGCGGCGGUGUUGCCGCCGUGGUGCGCGGGGAACCACAAGCUGCUACGCCCAAGGAUGUGCUGCAGGCAGCUGCAGCCUCUGCUGGAAUUGUCACAGUGGCGCUGACCACGCCCACGCCCACAUCCACCCAGCCCAGCAGCAACGGUGGCCAGCAACUGGUGCUCAGCAUGGUGCCUUCGAUACAAUUGGUGAGCACAACAGAUUGCCACGUGGCUGGCACACAUGUGGUGAGUGCACCACCGCCACCACCACCACCGAUGCCCAUGUCCAUGUCCAUGCCUGUUGCCAGUGCCACUGCCAUCAAGGUGAAGCAGGAGACGGCCAAUCUGUUUGAGGAGCUCUGCCAGAGCGUUGUCGGUCCAACAGCCAGUCCAGCCAACAGUCAACACAUGUUGCCCAUGCUCGCCUCGCCCUGUUCCCUGGGUUCCAGCACGUCGACGCUAAGUCCGCUGUCUUCCAUUGCAUCACCGCCGCCGCCGACGUUGCCGACGACGCGGCUACAUCUGCAACCGGUUGCUGUCAAAUCGGAUGCGCCCGGCAAGGACAAGAAUCGCAAGAAAUCCAAGUCGAAGCCAGUGUCCAAGGCGCGCACCAUUAAAUUCCACGAGUAUAAGGGACCACCCAGCGCCGCUGGACAAGCACAGGAUCAAGCGCAGACAGAUCAGACAACGUCCUAUCAACUGCUCCUCGAACAGCAAAACUAUCUGCUCAAGUUUCUGGAGAACCUCAACAAGAAUCAAUCCAUACUGCCAGCUGCAAGUGCUGCAGCUGCUGCUGCAGCCACCGCCAAUAGCAACUCCAUCAACACAACGGCCAACAGCAUCACGGUGACCACAAAGACGGUGCCAGCCUUAGCCACAGCGAUCAGUACAGCAGCAACGCCGGCGCCCGUAACGCUGCCCAAUACCAUUUCCAUAACCAGCAGUUCAGGUGGUGCAGCUUUAAACUUUGGCGAUGCCACACUGCUGACGGCAACGCCUGCAGUCACACCCACUCCUGCACCGCCCACACUAUCACUUAUUGCAACACAACAGCAGCCGACAGCAACAGUUGCCACAACAACAAUGCAACAGCAGCAACAUCCACCACCGCAGCCAUCGCCAGCACUUUCCGUUAGCUCCUCAAUACCACCCAGUCCGGCAAACAGUUAUGCAGAGUCCACCACCAGCUCCAUAUCAGAUCUGACGAGGCUGGAGAAAAUGAAGGUAUCCGAUUUGAAGCAGCAUCUCAAGCGUCGCAAUCUGCCCGUCUCCGGCCCUAAACCGCAGCUGAUUGAGCGACUGAAGCCGUAUUUGCCACUGGAGCCCAUUGAGUGCAGCAGCACACCGGCAAAUGCGCCUGCAACUACCACAGAAAUCAUCACGAUCAGCGAUGCAAUGGACACCAGCAACUGUGGCAUCACAGAUGCGGUGCCACAGCCACCGCCAGUGGCCAUGCUGGUCGCCGAGUCGCCAGUGGAGCACGAACAAAUGGAUGUGGUGCAACAACAGCUGGAUGGCAAUCACGCACUGACGCUGCAAACGAUUCUGCCACCUCAGCCACAAACAGCAACGAUCAUACUGAACGAGGAGCUGUUGCGUCGACAGCAACGUAAAAUCGAUGAGCUGCAGCGAAAGCUGCAACGCUCCCAGCAAGAGUUGCAGCAGAUACGGCGCCAGCAGCAACAGCAAACGGUUACCGCUCAGGUGGUGAAUGCGCUGCCCUCGCAACAGAUAACGCUGAUAACAACCACCACGGCAAAUGGGCCGCAGCAAACAUUAACAGUGCUGCCACAGCUGGAGAAAACCAUACCAGCUAAGGUGACCGUGAAGCAACCGGCGACAGCGGCAGCAACAGCAGUAAAGGUAAACGGUGGUGUGCACAACAGCAUCAACAACAACAGCAGCAGUCAACAUAAAAAGCUCACCAACAACAAUAGCAGCAACAACAACAACAGUUGCCAGCAGCCGGCACCUAUUAGUCAAAAAAUGGUGGUCAAGCAGCAGCUGGAGGCAAAGAUACAAAAGCAAAAGGCUGCCGCUGCUGCAGCGGCGCAACAGGCACUGCAACAUCAACAACAGCAGCAGCAACAGGCGCAACUGCAACAACAGCAGCAGCAGCAGCAGCAGCAGCAGUUGCGAUUGCUUACGCAAAAGACACAAACUGUAGUCAUUCCAUCCAACCACAAUAACAACACAAAUAGCGCGUCCAAGCUACCAGCCACGUCCACAAAGCACGCAAAUGGUACUGCUGCUGCUGCUGCUGUUCCCAAUACGACGACAAUAUUGCAUACAGCGAAGCCAAUUACAUCAGCAACAGCUACCAUGCCGCAUCCAAAUAACGUGGGUCUCGUCUGGAACGAAGGCAACCAGACCAUAUUUCUGCUUGGUCUCAACGAUCAACAGAUGACAGCGCACACGCUGGGCAACAUAAGCUUAACAGCGACAACAACAACUACAACAUCAGCAACAGCGCCGCCGGCAGCAGCAGUGGCAACAACUGCCACAAAGAAGCUCCUCAAUGGACAUCAGCGCACAAAUUCGCUGCCCAGCAUUGUGUUUCCCAUUGAUGCCAAACCAAUUAUUACACAACAGCAGCUGCAGCAAAUGCAACUACAACAACAACAGCAGCAGCAGCAGCAACACUUUCAACCUGGCCAGCAGCAGCUCAUACAGCUGGAUAUUAAGCCGACAACAGCGCCGCCUCCGCAAUAUGAGGAGGCCACUAAGCAGCUGGCGGCCAGCAAAGCAGCUGCCGCAAUGGGCAACAGCAUGCCCCUUAUGAAAAUCAAAGAGGAGCCAGCAGCAUCACCUGCGUCAGCAACAACAGCAACAUCAGGAGCAGCAGCAGCAGCAGCAGCAACCAACAAUAGCUGCCUGGUGCAGCGCAAACCAACGGGCAUUAAAUCGGAGCAGGUGAGCGAUGUUCUGGACAUACUCAUCAAACAGGGAGAGCUACCCGAGAGCGCGGCAUUGGAACCCAUAACACCCCUGACGCCUCUGCCCGAACUAUCUAUGUUCAGUGGUGUGACGCCGACAACAGCAGCGGGCGGUGCAAGUAUUGUGCCGCUCGUACCGAAAUUGGAGGCGCCACCCACACCGCAAUCGCUGCCCAAUCUAGACAUGGCCAUGGACACCAACGACAGUCACCUGAGCUAUGCAUCCAGCAAUCCGCAGACUACAACGCACGGCUACAUUGACAAUAUUGAUAUGAGCUCGCCAGCUUCGACGACCAUCAAUGCGGAGAGCGUGGCCAAAACGUUGGACAUAUUCCUGGAGCAGCAUCAUGCCACACCGCCGCCGAGCACGCCGCCUAAAUGCAACAGCAGCAGCAACAGCGGCAGUGGCAGCAUCGGCGAAAAGCCCAACAGCCCCGAUGCCAAGCUGAAUCAUUUUGAUGAGUAUGAGCUGCUCGAGCUGAUGUCGCAGCAGCUAGAAAUGGACAUUGGCGAUGACUCGAGCAAUUACUGUUCGGGCACUGGCAAGAGUAACAGCAGCAGCGGCGGCGGCAGCAACAACAACAGCAGCCUGCGACGCGAUCUCAAUCCUAGCCUACAACCCAGCAUCAAUGAACUGCUCGAUGCCAGCAGUCCGGACAACGUGCUCCUGAAUAACAAUCACAAUGCCGAUGUCGACUUCGAUGCCGACAGUUUUGUGGCACAGCUUAGUCAGCAUGUUACUGCCAGCAGCAGCAACAACGCCAGCAAUAGCAGCACUGCCAACAAUAAUAGCAACAAUGCUGCUGCCAUCGCAGUCGAGUGUGGGCAGGCAAAUGGUCACAAUCCAUAUAACAGCACCCCAAUGGAUGUCUGCGAUGAUUUCGAGAGCACACUGAACUCCUUCAUGCAGGUGGUCACCCAGCCGCAAUCUGCUGGUCAUGGGGAUUACAGCACAGCAGCAGGGGGCAUUGUCAACGGUGUGGGAAGCAGCAGCGCCAUGGAUGGCAGUGGUGGUGCUGUGGAUGCAUUCAAUGCCAGUUGCGAUAUUUUUGAUUUGUUCAACAUUGAUGACUACAAGAUGAGCUGGGCAGCCAGUGAUUUUACCGUUUAAUGAAAGGCAACAAAAAAAAAAAUACACACACACACACACACACACAUGGACCUAUGAUUUGGUCAAACUUGUUGCUUUGCCCAAUUUGAUUGAUCCUUAUGCAAUGUAGCUCACUUUUCUCAAAAGUAUAUUCCUGAAAAUUCGUUACGAAAAAAAUAUACAACUAAAACGCAGUCCUAUUUAUUUUCUAAAUGCAUUUAAACCAAUUGAACGAUAUAGUUAAAUUCUAAAACUAUACAAUUUCCAUAAAAAGAAAAACAAAAAUACGAAAUACACACACACACACACAUACACAUACACAACGAAAGCCUAAAUUGCCGGGAGCGUUAGUCCAAAAAACACUCCACUAUAUUUCUGCAACCCUUUCCUAUCUAAGCAGCAGCAACAACAAAAAAAAAAACAAAAAAACAAAAAAAAAACACCG